Monodelphis domestica (gray short-tailed opossum) is the source of this 1850-nucleotide messenger RNA. It is a transcript of the gene CIMIP6, whose product is annotated as ciliary microtubule inner protein 6. The record is from RefSeq and is a predicted model, not a curated record. Lineage: Eukaryota; Metazoa; Chordata; Mammalia; Didelphimorphia; Didelphidae.
GAUCCUCUGUCUCCUAGCAACCAAGUCGUGUCACAGUAGCCACCUCUACACUAGUCUUUAUUUGGGAGUCUUUCUAACACAAAACAAAACAAACAAAAAAAAAUGCCUCAGACACUCUCGCUCCCCAUGACUCCAAGCCAAAUUUUUGAGAGCCCCAAGAGCGAUAAGACAGAGGAUAAUUUGGCCUCCUCCGAGGAAGAAGUUAGAACAGAUAAUUUAAAAACAUCAGAUGUUCAUUUGCCAGAUAUAGUAGAGAAAAAAGAAAAUGAUAAAUCUGAAAAAGAACCUGAAAAAGCAGAGCAACAUUCAGAAAAUACAUUUGUCAGGAGACCACAUGUAAUGUAUGCCAAAUUUAUAAGAACUAAUGCAAGAUCCUAUAAUGAGCCAGUGUGCUACAUAGAGAACCCAGAUAUGAGAGGUAUUCAGGAGGAUUGGUGGACACAAAGAACAAUUGUGGAACAUCACUGUGUUCCAGCUUAUGAUACCCAGACUACCCAAAGAAAUGAUUUCAAAGUACCAGCUUGUCAGUUGGUUUUGCCAACCAAAUACAGCAGUAAACAAAAGCCUGCUUGUGGCAUAGUGCCAUUAGCAAUUACGGACCAAUUACCAGUACUUCAAACAAGAAUUUCCGGUCACUUUCCUUUUAUACAUCGGUUUGAUAUCAGAAAAAGCACAAGUAGCUGUAUGCGACCAAAGCGUCACGGAGCAUUUUUGCAGCCAGAGGUACCACCAACGAGAGGGUCAACAAAUCCCAGUGGAAAAGAAGCAUUCGCUCCAGGGUCCCGCUUGCCAGAACAGGCCAGGAUAGAGAAAGGACACUCAUCAUCAAGCUCGACGAGCUCAACCUGUCUCUACCAGCCCCAUUCUCAAAGGUCACUGAUGUCUGAAAAUCACUUAUCAGAAACAGACUCCAAAGAAGGAGCCAAGGCAAACCUCACACCUCCUGGGAAGGAAACCAGGAGUCCACACAUUUCUCUGACAGAUGAAGCAAAUUAUCUCCCUCCCACCCAGGAGGAUUCUUUAUAUUCACUAUCCAAAUAGAGUUUUUGAGAAAUCACCAGAUAGGUUACCCACCACAGAUAACCCAGUCACCGAUACUCCCGUUAUUCCUGAAAUGGAAAGAAUCGAGAAUCACUAUACCGACACCUAUGUUUGCUUUUCCAGUACCAAUAACCACAAAUACAAGCUGAGCCUAGCUUAUUUUUAGAGAGAAUGGAAUACUCCUUUGAGUUAAAAAAACAAAACAGUGCUAUAUUUUGUUUUCUGAAAAACAAAUAUCCUUCAAGGAUGACAUAACUUUUUCAGAGAGGCAUUUGAUUGCUAGUGCCAUGAACUACUCUGUUUCCUUUUUGAAAUCAGACAUUUUACAACAAUACAAUACCACCGAACUUAGAAUCAGAGUAUCUCACCUAACAAUAAUGGCAAAAUCCCUUACUUUCUCUUACCAGACCUUUCUUGUUGAUAGAAAUGAGAUAAAAAUAUCUACACCUCAGGGAGAAUACCAUGGGUAAGAAAGCAUUUUGGAAACUAGAAAGGGCUAUGUGAGGUUAUUAAUGACUAUUUUGACAUCAGAAAUGAAAAGGAAACAUGCUGCCCAUCUCCAGAGGUAGAAAUGAUGGCCUCAGGACAAAUUGAAGCUUAUUAUCUUCCUUUUUUUUCCUCUUUCUCUCUUUCUUUUUGAUAUCACUAUUUCAAGAAUAUAUUUUAUAUGACUAUAUGCAUUUUGUAACAGCUUUUGUUUUUUCCUAGUCUUCCUUCUCAGUGGAUGGGGAAAAGGGAAGAGAAUUUAAACUAAAAAUUAAAUCAAAUGAAAAUAAAUAAAUAAAUGAAAGUGGGCUUUUAAAAGAAAA